Molecule: messenger RNA, 3313 nt
Organism: Nasonia vitripennis (jewel wasp)
Lineage: Eukaryota; Metazoa; Arthropoda; Insecta; Hymenoptera; Pteromalidae
Product: ejaculatory bulb-specific protein 3-like
Exons: 4
Coding region: 2248-2796 (182 amino acids)
Source: RefSeq, a predicted model, not a curated record
UUUCAUAACGAGCUGCGAAGACGCACAUGGCAAUCUGCAUACCGGUAUACAGUCGCGCAUUAAACUAGAAUGUGACGACCGAGAGUCAUUUUCGGGUACAGGCCUCAAUAUCAGCUGGCAAAGAGAACCACGAUAAUCCCUAUCGCAAAGCCGCUUAACCCACAUACGGAACUCGCUCGUCCGGAAACGCGAAAUCAAUAAUUACCGUCGCUCGCGUGAAACUACGUAUGCGCGUACAUAAAGAGUACUCAGCAUCCUUUUCGAGCAAAAAUUUAAUGUAUAACGGCUUGGAAUCGAUCCGAUCACAACGGGAGACGAAAUAAAGCAAUAACGCCUCGAAAGUGUAAAUAAACAGAACGAGUUUUCACUCGAGCUCCUCCUUCGCGUAUUUAAAUUAGCGAAACGCCGACUCGCGAGAAAAUGAUGGGUUCUCGGCUGUGUAUAUGUGUGUAGAUGUAUCGUGUUUGAAACCAGGUCAGGUUCGCGUCCGCCAACAGGUUUCUCGCGACGGGUCUUGCGACAUGUGCUGUACGUUAUAGUGCCCGCAAUUUUUGGGAUGAGAAGUAGCGGUUCUUCUGGGCCGCGCUGGUGUGCGAUCAGGGCUUGUGGGUCAGCGACGAUCGGCGGGAGACAAACGCGCUGUGUGAAUUGGCAGUUUUUACUCUGUAAUAAAAUGAACAGAGCUAUAAUGCGCCGUUAGACAGAUAAGAGUGUAGAACCGCGAAUGAAUCAUUGAGAAAUUUCUAUUGUGUAUCGCUGCAAUGGUAAAUGCUCGCGCUGAACCGUCGUUUCGUUGGGAAACAAUCAUCUUGUAUAAACGAGUUCUCUCUUAAAUUCGUCGGCAGUUAUGAGAAGCACUAUCCUAUUGUCAGCUGCAAAAGGGAUGUCUUUGGGAAAAUUCUCAUCGCGACUGAGUGAGUUAUUUUGUCGACGCGGCUGUUGAGAUAAUUGUCCCGGUUAAGAGCCAUGGUCUCAAUCUUCGUCGAUUUUUCUUCGCGCUUCAACUAUUGUACACGUUAUACACACAGUCGCGCGCGCGCAUUCCGGCGAGAGAAGGCGUCUUAAUGGUCGUUGUUCAGCCGCUUCCUGGAAUAUCUCUAUAUCAAUUAGCGGCACGCUAAGCUCUCGGUUACUCGAGAAAUUAAUGAUACGUCCUAAACCAGCAUCACAGUUACGCAGUUAGCAAUGUGCUCGCAAAUUGCAAUAGAAUUUUGUCGCAAUUUUCCCUAGCAGAUAACGUUAAUUGAUCGAGCUAUAGUACAUACACAAGAGAUUUUUGAUUGCCCAACUAUUCCUGGUGUUCACAGCGAUAUCCAUCCUCCUUUGUUUACCAACAACGCAAAAUAAAAAAAAACACAUCUCACUCGCUACCCGUCACGUGUAAAUAAUCAGCCAUAUCCCGACGCACAAUAGCUCGACGCUCCCAGCAUUUUUAUGAAGCGUCCGUACUGUGGCGUCGCGGGAAUUUAAAAUUCUCAUAAAAAUAUUCUAACGGCUUCUCUUUUUUCCGCAAAUCCCGCUUCGCUCGUAUACGCAGAAGUAGAAGCAAAGGAAGAAGAAGAAACGAGUCAUGAAAAUCAUACAUGUGUCCCGCAGGACACGACGAGGGCCGUAUACACGAGGCAAGCAGUAUUUUCUUCACGUUCUUCAGGGGCGCCGCAUCGUCGCGGGCUUUGCGUGAAAAGCUCCGCGGAAAGCUCGAAAGCUGUAUAGCCACAGCCGAGCUUGCGGCAGAAGGAAUUCCGCGGCUGCACAGGGAACCAUCAACUCUCCAGAAAGAACGCGAAGGUCCAAGGCAUAAAGGAGCACCAGGACAAGAGAUAGAGCCCAUCAAGAUAAAGAAAGAUCGCCGGGCCCGCGAAGUUCAGUGCCGCGCAAAGGUCAGCCAAGGUCAAGAGCAAGGACCGCGACUCCGAAAAAUCAUCGCUCCAAAGUCGAAACGAAGCGAAGCGUCUCCCUUUCAGAGAUCGUUCAGAAAGACCUCUGCAGUCGACAAAAGCGUUCGCACACCUUCGAAACGAUUGCUCUGCGACGAAAAAAAGAGACGAAGAGAAAUGAUCGAAAAAAGGAAAAGCGAGAACGGCAUUCGCAGCGCGAAAGCGCCGGCAGCAUGCGGAGAGCGAGAGAGGCCGUAUGCUCUCCCGCCCCUGUCUUCGUACACGCGGCGCCAUAUAAAAGCACAGCCGGGACUUUUUCUCGGCUUCCGCCGCGACUGUAUACGCACUCACGAACGAACGGGCGCGCGCGAUGGACAAGCGGAUGUGCUGGCUGGCGCUAUGCUGGCUUCUCGGCUGUCGCGACAAUAAGCGCGACACGAAGAUCCACGCCGGUGGUGUCAAUAGCCUCACCGGUUCGGUUACCGAUCUCACCAACAGCCACGGCUAUCCUUGGCCCCAGCCCAACACCUACAUAACCAGAUGGGACAAGGUCAAUCUCGACGAGAUACUCGACAGCAAGAGACUGCUGCAGCACUACUUCAAUUGCCUCAUGUCCAAGGGACCCUGCCCGCCCGAUGGUCUUGAGUUGAAACGUAAUCUUCCCGAGGCGUUGGCGAACGCCUGCGCGAAGUGCUCCAAGAGCCAGAUCGAGGGCGCUGUCAAAGUUAUUCGCUACCUCAGAGAAUUCGAGCCGGUCAAGUUCGAGAUCCUAGCCAACAAGUACGACCCGCAGGGUAUCUACCGGAAAAUGUACUUCGAGGCAUCGCCCGAGGAGACGAACAACAGCCUGAACAACGAUCAGCAGUCUAUCGAUAAUCGUCGCCGACGACGACGUCGACGAAAACGUUUAGCUCGUUGACGUAGCGCGACAACGCGUUCCUUUAUUAUGCAAAUCUGUUGGGAUUCGAGGCUGCGGUGCGUUCGAUCGCGUGUCUGCAGUCCGAACUCGUGUUUUAUUUAUGCUAGUUAUUUAUUACAUGCCAUUAGUCUAUAAGUGUUGUUAUUAUUAUUAUUAUUAUUAUUAUUAUUAUUAUUAUUAUUAUUAUUAUUAUUAUUAUUAUUAUUAUUAUUAUUAUUAUUAUUAUUAUUAUCAUUUUUAUCACGACGAUUGUAUUGUUAGUUGACGAGCCGAACGCGCUAUUUUUAUACACGAAAGAUGAUAUUGAAAGUGCGAAUAAACGAAUAAUAUGCUUUCUCUUCUAUGACAGUGCAAAAUUAUUUUUAUUUUCUAUAAAACCAUAAUAACGAUUCUCAUUUGCAGCACCUAAAUAUAUAUCUUUGACUCUUCUACAGGCGUAUAAUUACUAAUCGAUCGCAGUAUAUUCAUCAGUCGGUAUGACAAUUAUUGAUUCGACUAUAGUCCAGCUGUUGUUUUG